CAUGGCUCAAGUUCGACGGAACGAUGUGCGUGUCAUCAUGGUUGCUGGCGGCGCUGGCUUCAUGGGAUGUAACUUUUCCAGGCACAUGCUGCAGCGCUAUCCUUCGUACAAAGUCGUGGUGUACGACAAGUUGACGUACGCUGGCAAUUUGGGCAACUUGCACGACAUCUGCGACGACCCUCGCUUGAUGUUUGUCCAGGGGGACAUUUGCGACGCCACUUGUGUGGAUGCUGCCAUCCUUGAUCAUGGCGUGGACACCAUCGUCAACUUUGCAGCCGAGACCCAUGUCGAUCGUUCCAUCUUAAACCCCGACGCAUUCAUCCACACCAACGUGCUUGGGACGGCCACCUUGCUCGACAGCGCCCGACGCCAUGAAAUCCGCCGCUUCCAUCAAAUCAGCACCGACGAAGUGUACGGCCAAGUGCAGGCCGAGAGAAGCAGCGUUGAAACUGACAGGUUGGACCCUCGAAGUCCGUACGCUGCCAGCAAAGCCAGCGCCGACCUGCUCGUGGUGUCGUACUUUGUCACGUUUGGGCUUCCCGCGACCAUCACACGAGCGUCCAACAACGUCGGUCCGUACCAGUACCCCGAGAAGGUGGUACCACUAUUCACGACCAACGCCAUGGACGACUUGUCUUUGCCAGUGUACGGAGACGGCCUUCAGCAGCGAGAAUACCAAUACGUGGCGGACCAUAGCGAAGCCGUGGACGUGGUGCUUCAUCAUGGUGUGGUCGGUGAAAUUUACAACGUCGGGACAGGGAGCAAUCCCAUGACGAACAUGGCCAUGGCGGAGCUGGUGCUGGAGUCUGUGAACAAGCCCACAGACCUCAUUCAACAUGUGCAAGACAGGCCAGGCCACGACCUGUGCUACCGUUUGAAUAUAGACAAGCUCCGACGAUUGGGGUGGCAGCCAUCGCAUUCGCCCCGAGAAGCCGUCAGUAAGUCCGUGCGAUGGUAUGUGGAAAACGAAUGGUGGUGGCGCCAGGUGAAACGAAGCGAUGCCUUUCAACGGUUUUACAAGGAUCAAUAUGGUCACCGGAUGAUCCAAUCAGCCGAAUAAGCUGGUCCAACUGUAGCCGUAGAGAGCGAUAAAACUAGAUGACUGCUGCAGGACUGGCACUUGUCUUAAUCGAGUUGUUCUGUACUCCAUUGUUGGAGCAUUCCAAG
This is a messenger RNA of Aphanomyces astaci, 1167 nucleotides long. Its product is annotated as dTDP-glucose 4,6-dehydratase. Gene Ontology annotation, molecular function: dTDP-glucose 4,6-dehydratase activity. Gene Ontology annotation, biological process: nucleotide-sugar metabolic process. The annotation marks the transcript as partial. Lineage: Eukaryota; Oomycota; Saprolegniomycetes; Saprolegniales; Verrucalvaceae. The transcript has a single exon. The record is from RefSeq and is a predicted model, not a curated record.